AUGGGUCUUGCCCUUUGAGCUCGUUUCAGAGAUCCUAAAAUAUAUUUCUGUUCUCCCCUUCCCCUCUGCUCUUGUUACCCAAAUUGUGUCCUCUGUAACCAACAAGUACAGAGAAUUAAAGAGUUUUGGUUUUUGGUUUCGGUUCAUUCUUGUCUUCUCAAUCUUUCGAGGAGCAACCAAUGGCUGGAAUUUGCUGCGGUCUAGUUGGAGAAAGCGAGACUUCAGCUCCGAUUGAACCAAGCUCCCGGACCUCGAGACGCCGGAGAUUGGAUCUUUUGUCGAUUAAGUGUAUUGCCGCCGAUCACAUGGCGCUGCAGCAGGCGGUGGAUAACGGCCGGAAGCGGCAGAAGCUUGAUCUGUUGCGGUCCUUGUCUCGGGACUGCGAAAAACGUGAAGUGUCAGACGCAACUAUGCGUUUGGAUGGCGAGGAGGCGGUUAUUUCACGUGGAGAGUCCAAAGCUUUGCAUGCGGAAAACGAAGUGGUCGUUCCGCCGCGGGUGGUGCGGGAACCCCCGCGCUUCGGUUGCACUUCGGUUUGCGGAAGGAGAAGAGAUAUGGAGGACGCCGUUUCGAUUCACCCUACGCUCUGUCGAAACGACGCUUCCGACUCCGAUGGAUGCCACUUCUACGGUGUUUACGACGGCCACGGUUGCUCUCAUGUUGCGUUGAAGUGCAAGGACAGGUUGCAUGAGAUCGUGAAAGAAGACCUGGAAAGACAGAGCGUCGUUCAAUGGAAGGACACCAUGGAGCGAAGCUUCUCGAAAAUGGACCAAGAGGUCGAGGCCGGGAACCAAGUCCUUCAGAGUCCCAACUGCAGAUGCGAGCUCCAGACUCCGCAGUGCGACGCCGUGGGGUCCACCGCCGUCGUGGCGGUGGUGACUCCGGAGAAGAUCAUCGUCUCCAAUUGCGGCGACUCCCGCGCCGUGCUCUGCCGGGGCGGCGCCGCCGUGCCUCUCUCCUCCGAUCAUAAGCCUGACCGACCAGACGAGCUGCACCGGAUCGAAGCCGCCGGAGGGCGCGUGAUCUACUGGGACGGCCCUAGAGUCCUCGGAGUGCUCGCCAUGUCGCGAGCCAUCGGCGACAACUAUCUCAAACCGUACGUUAUAUCGGAGCCGGAGGUGACGAUCAUGGACCGGACGGCGGAGGACGAGUGUUUGAUUCUGGCCAGCGACGGCCUUUGGGACGUCGUCUCAAACGACACCGCUUGCGGCGUCGCACGCAUGUGCCUGCGCGCGCAGAAGACGCGAGGAGCUUCGGGCGGUGACGUGGCGGACGGGGAGUCGUCGGGCGGCGAGAAUUCCGACAAGGCGUGCGCCGACGCCUCCAUUCUGCUGACGAAGCUGGCCCUGGCGAGGCAGAGUUCGGAUAACGUCAGCGUGGUGGUGGUGGAUUUGAGGAGGCAUGACAGACCGUGAUGAUGAGCUAUGCGACGUCGUUUUUAUGUUAUACUAAUACUAAUGUAGCCGCAGUGGGGAAAUUUACCAAAUUAGUGGCUUUUCAUUUGUUGAUUGUUAGUUGUAAAAGCUGCUGGGUUUCUCUUAUUAACAAGGUUUUAAGAGAAAUGAGGAAUUGAAGAUUUCCCCUUAGAUGUGGUUUAAUUUAGGUUUUCUUAUUAAGGGUUCGUUUUUCUUGGUUCUUUUCAACCUUCACAGGUCUGCAGAAGGUUGCAGGGUUGUGAUAUACAUCUAAAGAGUGAAUAUGUACGAUGGUUGGUUUUUUGUUUUCGUUA
This is a messenger RNA of Rosa chinensis, 1729 nucleotides long. Its product is annotated as protein phosphatase 2C 37. Gene Ontology annotation, biological process: protein dephosphorylation. Gene Ontology annotation, molecular function: cation binding; protein serine/threonine phosphatase activity. NCBI's taxonomy places the organism in Eukaryota, Viridiplantae, Streptophyta, Magnoliopsida, Rosales, Rosaceae. The record is from RefSeq and is a predicted model, not a curated record. Bases 180 to 1415 code for a protein of 411 amino acids. The transcript has 3 exons. Gene Ontology annotation, cellular component: cytosol; nucleus.